This is a messenger RNA of Girardinichthys multiradiatus, 5525 nucleotides long. RefSeq names its product kinesin-associated protein 3a (gene kifap3a). The coding region runs from base 154 to 2547 and encodes 797 amino acids. Gene Ontology annotation, cellular component: ciliary transition zone; axoneme; kinesin II complex. Gene Ontology annotation, molecular function: kinesin binding. The record is from RefSeq and is a predicted model, not a curated record. Lineage: Eukaryota; Metazoa; Chordata; Actinopteri; Cyprinodontiformes; Goodeidae. The transcript has 20 exons. Gene Ontology annotation, biological process: cilium organization; microtubule-based movement.
GGGGGCAGCAGCGUUCACCUGCUUUGUUUCCGUUGAUUGCCUCCCUGGCAACAGGCUGAGCAGACAAACAACAUCCGCCCCCGUCUGCAUCAUCAUCAUCAGCACCAGGUGAAAUUAAUCAGAGGAAGAUCACCUCCAUGAGGCAGAGGUUUGAUGUCUGACAUGGAGAGUCAGCCGACAGGAGAGCCGCGGUUUCUGAAGAGGAGAGUGAAGGGAUGCUCUCUGGAUGUGCACCCAACUGAGAAGGCUCUUAUCGUUCAGUAUGAGGUGGAGGCAACUAUCCUGGGAGAUAUGGGAGAACCAAUGGUUGGAGAACGCAAAGAGUGUCAGAAAAUUAUUCGUCUGAAAAGCUUGAAUGCCGACACAGACACAUCCUCUCUGGCUCAGAAGGUAGUGGAGGAAUGCCAUCUGAUCCAUCAGUCCAAACUCCCCGAGGUGGAGCAGCUGCUCUUCUACCUGCAGAACCGCAAACAGACAAAUGACUACCAGGAGAAGAAGAGCAUCUCACCUCGAGACUUCAGACUAUAUGCAGGAGUGGAGCUGGACGAGGAGGCAAGCAUCAGCAGCAUCGAUGAGUACGUGGAGCUGCUGUAUGAAGACCUCCAGGAGAAGAUCCGAGGAGCCAUGCUCAUCUUCCAGCUGGCUCGCAACAAAGACAACCUGGAGGAGCUCAUGCAGCACGAGAUAGCCCUCGGAGCCCUGGCCAGGUUGCUGAGAGAGGACUGGAAGCAGAGCGUGGACCUGGCAACAACCAUCGUCUACGUUUUCUUCUGUUUCUCCAGUUUCUCCCAGUUCCACAGCCUGGUCACUCAUUUCAAGAUUGGGGCUCUCUGUAUGAACAUCAUUGAGCACGAGCUGAAGAGGUUUGAGCUCUGGCAGGACGAGCUGCAGAAGAAGAAGAAGGCCUGUGAGGAAUUCCCCGAGAACCAAAAUCUGAAGAAAGAACACGAAAAGUCGUUCAGGAAGUUCCAGAGUCUCCUGACCAAGCAAGAGCAGCUUCUCAAAGUCACUCUGUGUCUGCUGCUGAAUCUGGCUGAGGACACCCGAACAGAGCUGAAGAUGAGGAACAAAAACAUCGUCCACAUGCUGGUAAAGCUUCUGGAGCGAGAGGACCAGGAGCUGCUGCUGGUGGUUGUCUCCUUCCUCAAGAAGCUCUCCAUCUUUCUGGAGAACAAAAACGACAUGGCUGAGGCGGCGGCCGUGGAGAAGCUGGCCCAGCUGCUUCCCUGCGAGCACCAGGAGCUCCUGAGGACCACCUCACGGCUCCUUCUCAACCUGUCCUUCGACACGUCGCUGCGCAGCCAGAUGGUCCAGGCCGGCCUCAUUCCCAAACUCUCCUCUCUGCUUGCUGAUGAGGCCCAGAGGCAGCUCAGCCUGUGCAUCCUGUACCACAUCAGCAUGGACGACAGAUUCAAGUCCAUGUUUGCUCCCACCGACUGCAUUCCACAGCUGAUGAAGAUGAUGUUUGACUGCAGAGAGGAGCAACUGGACGUUGAACUCAUCUCGCUCUGCAUCAACCUGGCUGCCAACAAGAGCAACGCUCAGAUCAUCUGUGAAGGGAAUGGUCUGAAGAUGCUGAUGAAGAGGGCUUUGAAGCUGAAAGAUGUUCUGGUGAUGAAAAUGAUCAGGAAUCUCUCCCAACACGGCGGAGCCACCAAGAACCUCUUCUUGGACCACGUUGGAGACCUGGCAGCUCAGAUCAGCGAAGAAGAAGCUGAAGAGUUUGUUAUCGAGUGCCUGGGAACCCUGGCCAACUUGACCAUCCCUGACCUGGACUGGGAGCUGGUUCUGAAGGAGUACAACCUGGUACCGUACCUGAAGGACCGACUCAAACCAGGUUCAGCUGAGGAUGACCUGAUCCUGGAGGUGGUGAUCCUGAUCGGCACCGUCUCCAUGGAUGAUUCUUGUGCCGCCAUGCUGGCAAAAUCUGGCAUCAUUCCUGCUCUCAUUGAUCUGCUCAAUGCCCAACAGGAGGACGACGAGUUUGUUUGCCAGAUCCUGUACGUCUUCUACCAGAUGGUUUUCCACAAAGCUACAAGAGACGUUAUCAUCAAAGACACCCAAGCUCCGGUUUACUUCAUCGACCUGAUGCACGACAGCAAUGCAGCGAUCCGCCAAGUCUGUGACAACACCCUGGACAUCAUAGCUGAAUACGAUGAGGAGUGGGGGAAGAUGAUCCAGACAGCAAAGUUCUGUUUCUAUAACAGCCAGUGGUUGGAGAUGGUGGAGAACCGUCAGCUGGAUGAAGCAGCAGAACCCUUCCUGUAUGGAGACGAUGGAGAAUACUUUAACAGGAACGGGGACGUUCUGGAGAGGCCAGAUUUGUUCUACACAGCAGACGGGAUCCUUUCUGCAGAUGGUUCCAUCAGCCCGGAUUUCUAUGCAGACUUCCAGAACAGCGACCUGGGAGAGACCGGACACCUGAACAGCACUUUGGAGCAGUUCGCCUCCUCCGCUCCAGCUCCGGCAGAUCGACCAGUCAGCGCCCAGAGUUUCCAACCUGAUGAGCGUUUCUUCUACAACUACACCACCACCGCUUCCCGGUAAACCCGGAUCUUGGACUCUGCUUUUCCAAUCCCACACGGACCGUGCAGGAAGUUAUGGCCUUUAUCUCGUUUACGUGAGCUCGGUUUUUAAAGCACUAAAUGGAUUUAAUAAGUUAAAAUUGUCAUUUUUAGUUCUGUAAUCUCCUAAUAAGGUGGAACAUCUCUGCAGAAGUUCUGCUCCUGUUUGGGCUCAGUUCUGGAGUGGUACCAGGGUUCAUCGUUUCUUCUCACUGUGCAAAAGUCCCCACUGCCAGAGAAAAUUCUCACCGUCUUUAAAUAAAUCAGACGUAAGAUGCAGAGCAGACCUCACUUAAAGCCGGAGUCCCUCUAGAAUCUGUUUGCAGUAGAAUAAUCUGACAAACAGAAACUACUAGUUUUAUCUGGAUUAUCUCCCAUGCCCACAGCAUCACUGAUCCUCCACCAUGCUUAACAGUUGGAAUAAGGUGCUUUUACACAUAUUCCUGCUUUGCUUCACAACAGACCCACCUGGACUGUUGAGUCUCAUUCAAAAUAGGUCCACAGGUCCAGUUAGAGUCCCCUCAGAGUUGAUCCAACACCACAGGUUUAUGUUUGUGCUGGUGGGACAGAAAAGGCUUUUUCCAGGCAGCCUCCCUCUUUAACAUGGUUGGCAUGUAGAUGGUAUCUAAUGGUUGUUCUGGGGUUCUCUAGCAGUGAGCUUCUGCCUCAUGGUGUGAGGAGACGAGUUGAACCUGGGUCAUCUAGUCUUGUUCUCACAGCUUUUUAAUUCUUCUGACUCUAAAUAUGGGAAAGUUUUGCUCUUUUAGUAGCCAGUUCAACAAACACCUGCCUUACUUGGAUGGCGUGUUCUCAUGUGUUUAUUAUUAUGAAGAGAGGCUUAGAGAAAUGGACUUUUGUCUCAGAUCGUGGAGAAGCAGAAAGUCACAGAUUAAAUCUGAUGGUCUGUUGUAAAGUUUCAGUAACACUGAAUUAGACAUCAGUUUGCAGGUUUAUGAAAAACAUAUUGCUUGGAGAGAAGGUGAAAGUUUCCAUUGUUUCAGUAACAUUUUGUAGAGAAAUGAAUUGUUUCUCCUGUUUAACUUUCUGGAGACUCUUUGGAUCGGUGUUAAAGAAGCUACUUAUGAGAUCAGAAACAGAAGGACCCAGAGGCCUGUCCUCUGCAGCAGCAUCAGGCGUUUACUGGUUCAGUUGCUGGGUCACGCCUUGGUCUGUCGCCAUGGUAACGGUUACCUGGCAACUAAGACAUUCCUGCUUCCACAUUAGAGAUGAAAACGUGUAAAAGCAAAGCUUGACCAAUCAAUGCCCAGAGAGAUGUUCUUCCUCCGUAGUUGGACCUGAACAUUUAACAUUUUCAGCAGAAUCAGAACCUGAACUAGGUCUAAUGGGUUCCAACACUGUUAAGGUUCCAGGUUACCUUUAAUGUGACAUUUAUUCUGUACAGCUUAUGGUUCACUUUGGUUGUGGCUUCUUUUGUUGAUGUACUGCUGUUUUUGGAGUUGUGGACCAAGGGUCCAGAUGUGUUCUUUCAUCCGUUAAUAUGGAGAAUACAGCAGAUUGUUGUAGCACGUAGAACACAACAGUUCUAGCUGGAAGGCUCUGCAGCUCCUCCAGUGCUACUGUCUGCAUCUUUGCAGCAAACCCCAGUUUUUCUGUCCUUUCAUUGGUGAUAAAGAACUGAGCAGCUUAUAUUGUCCACUUCUGAGUUUGUGUGUGUGUUUACUUGUUAAUGCUACCUUUGUAGGAUCUUUUCUGCUAUAAUCACUUACCUUCUACGGAGCAACAGGUCUUAUUGGGACCAAAGCCCGGUGCUCAUGGGUUAGAGGUAUGGUGUGAAUUAGGGUUAAGGUUAGGAACACACUGGUUAUGUUUAAUGUUAGGGUUAGUCACAAAAGGUUCCUAAAAGUCCUAAGAAGUCAAUACAAAGUCCUAAUAUGGGUGGAAAUAUAAACCUGUCUGUAUGUGAGAGAGGUUGGUGGCAGGUGUGAAGUUUUAGUGUAAGGGUGUGAAGACUUCUGCAGCCCAAUUGCUGCAGCCUUCCUACAUUUUUCUAUAAUAAUUUGGUUUCUACAGGAUGAAUGUUCUCUCAAUCUAUCAGUAAUUAUGAGAGCUGAGAGCAUUUGCCUGACCAUCUCGAUGUACCUGCUACAUCUGUCCCAACCAGAACCUGUUUAAUGUGUUCAGUGUGUGAAAUAACGUAACUACGAAGGCCUGCAACGAUGCAACAUUUGGUUGACCAACAGUUCAGGAGUCAUGCAUUGAAAGUCUGCUUGCCAAGACCAGAUCUGGCCAGAUGGAUGGACCUUCAGUCAUUUAUGCCCAUACCUGUAGGUCCUAAUGAGGGAGACUAUGAAGCUCAGGGAGGAUGGUGGGGACAUUGUAACGAUGGAGCAUAGAGAGAUGAGUCAAUAUCACUGCAACAAUUAACCGUAGAAAUCACAACUUCAUGCAUCCUUAUGAAGAUGAUUAAUCCCAGCGGCUUCUGAAACAUUCCUGACUAUAUAAGAGGUUCAGACUGAAACGUUGUUUUUCUGUUAAUUCGAACCAGGAACUGGUCUGUGUUUCUGAAGUUUAAUGCAGAUCUCAGAUGUGUUGGACCCAGAACAGGGAUCAGGACGACAUGUUUUAAUUUGUAUCAGUAGAUGCUGAACUGAACAGAACAUUUCACUAUAAACGGUAAAUGUAUGUUGAGCGAAGUACUAAACUGCAUCAUUUUUACAACAUCUUCGCCUCUUUUUACACAUUGCGUCUGACUGCAGAGCUUUAUCGUUUAUCUGAGGGGAACUGAGGAGCAGAUGUUUAAUCUUAUUAAUGUGCUGUGUUGACAAUAUGUUGUGGAUAUCUGUAAUUGGAAGAGAAUGUGCAGAAUUUUUAUUAAUGUUCUUGUCCUGCAUGGGCCUGCAGUUCUGCUGCUGUUGGAGUGGGUUUCAUGUUCCUCACAUUCCUGGAGGCUGGGUGUCAGUGACUGUUCUAAAAAUGUUGUGAAUAAAGACUCAAACAUCA